Molecule: messenger RNA, 522 nt
Organism: Plodia interpunctella (Indianmeal moth)
Lineage: Eukaryota; Metazoa; Arthropoda; Insecta; Lepidoptera; Pyralidae
Gene: l(2)37Cg
Product: RNA polymerase I and III subunit D
Exons: 3
Coding region: 219-521 (100 amino acids)
Biological process (GO): DNA-templated transcription
Cellular component (GO): RNA polymerase I complex; RNA polymerase III complex
Molecular function (GO): DNA binding; protein dimerization activity
Source: RefSeq, a predicted model, not a curated record
UAUCGUUUCCUACCUAACCUCAUUCUUUUGUUGUUACCGAAGAGUGUUGUUACCUAUUAAUUUAUGUGCGAGAGUACAUAUCUAGUUCAUUAUUUUAUUUUAAUAUACUUAUAUGCAUUCAACUAAUUUGCUUUUUAGACUACAUAUAUAAGUUGUCAUCUGAACACUUUAUACCUAAAACCUAUAAAAUAACCUGUUAUAGCAAAAAAAUAGCUAUAAUGAAAAUAUCAGAACUACCAGGUGAUGAGGACUCUGGUUUAACAUGCCGCACAUAUGUUUUUCAGAAUGAAAGUCACACUUUAGGCAAUGCUUUGAAAUGUAUUAUUUCUAGAUAUGAAGAUGUCCAAUUCUGUGGAUACACAGUCCCUCACCCUGCAGAAGCCAAGAUGCAUUUCAGGAUACAAUCAAAGAACACACCAGCACUAGAGAUAUUAAAACGAGGGCUCAAAGAUCUUGAGAAAGUAUGCUCACAUACUAUAGAUUUAUUUGAAAAUCAAGUAAAAGAAUUCCAUAAAACUUAAA